AUGUCCGACGGAACAGAAAGACCUAUAGCUUUUGCAUCAAGAACUCUUAACAACGCAGAGAAAAAAUAUUCACAAAUUGAUAAGGAAGCCCUUGCAAUUGUGUGGGCAGUUAAGAGAUUCUACCUAUACCUAAAGGGACGAAGAUUCAUUCUUAUAACAGAUCACAAGCCAUUAGUUGCAAUUUUUGGAUCGAAGAAAGGUCUACCAAUUUUGGCAGCAACACGACUUCUUCACUAUGCUUUGACUCUUCAAUCCUUCCAAUUCGACAUCAUCUACCGUAACACCAAGGACCAUGGGAAUGCUGAUUUUCUCUCAAGGUUACCGACUCAGUCAGAAGAACUGGAAGUCCGAGAUGAUGUUACGCUCUUCCAACUGCAACAGAUUGAGACACUUCCAGUCACUGCCAGGGAAUUAGCCAAAGGAACAGAGGAAGAUGAAGAAAGCAGGCCACUGUUGCAGGCACUUCGAAGUGGAGAGGGUCUAAAGGGGAAGGAAGCGGAAUACAGUGUCCAAGAUGGUUGCAUCAUGUACGGAUCUAGAGUCAUGGUUCCAAAACAAUUCCAGAGCCGGGUGCUACAGGAGUUACACGAAGGACAUUUAGGGAUUGUAAAGAUGAAAGCGAUAGCAAGAUCGUUCGUGUUUUGGAAGAACAUAGACAAGGAUAUAGAAGAAGCAGUAAAGAAUUGUAUCCACUGCGCGCAAAUUAAAACAGAUCCCCAAAAAGCCAAAGUCCACCAUUGGGAGUACCCAAGCAAACCUUGGGAGAGGCUACAUGUUGAUUUUGCUGGGCCAUUGUUCGGAUAUAUGUAUCUGAUCAUUGUGGAUGCACAUUCUAAAUGGCUGGAAGCGUAUCCAAUGAAGAAUACAACAGCAUUGAAGACGAUCGAGUGUCUUAGGGACUGCUUCGCGAGGUUUGGACUUCCACUGAUGAUAGUUAGUGACAACGGACCUCAGUUCAAGUCCGAUGAAUUUAAGAUCUUCCUGAGCCGAAACGGGAUUAAGCACAGACCUUCAGCUCCAUUCAAGCCUUCCAGCAAUGGUCAAGCUAAAAGGUAUGUGUUUACCGUCAAGCAAUCUCUUCGCGCCAUGAAGGAGUACCCCGGCACCAUCCAGCAAAAGCUCAGCACCUUCCUGAUGCAGUAUAGGAAGGCUCCGAACAUGACAACCCUCCACAGCCCUGCAAUGCUGCUGAUGAAGCGUGAGAUCCGGACACGCAUCGACCUGGUGAAACCCGAUCUGCACGCCAGGAUCCAAGACAGGAUUAGGAAGGAUAACUUUCAGUUCUCGGAUCGUGUCUUUCGCAUAGGGGACAACGUGGCAGGCGCAACUACCGUCACGGUGAUAAAAGGUGGAAGUUCGGGAAAGUUGUCAGUAAAGGCGGACAACUCCACUAUACCAUCAACGUAA
Uloborus diversus is the source of this 1407-nucleotide messenger RNA. RefSeq lists its product as uncharacterized. The record is from RefSeq and is a predicted model, not a curated record. Gene Ontology annotation, biological process: DNA integration. Gene Ontology annotation, molecular function: nucleic acid binding. The coding region runs from base 1 to 1407 and encodes 468 amino acids. Lineage: Eukaryota; Metazoa; Arthropoda; Arachnida; Araneae; Uloboridae. The transcript has a single exon.